This is a messenger RNA of Micropterus dolomieu (smallmouth bass), 2020 nucleotides long. RefSeq names its product kelch-like protein 1. The record is from RefSeq and is a predicted model, not a curated record. The transcript is spliced from 9 exons. The annotation marks the transcript as partial. Gene Ontology annotation, molecular function: protein binding. NCBI's taxonomy places the organism in Eukaryota, Metazoa, Chordata, Actinopteri, Centrarchiformes, Centrarchidae.
AAACUACUUGUGUCGGUCCAGGCCCUGCUGGCAGCAGCCAAUCUGCUGGACGUGAUGGCAGUGCGAGAAGCCUGUUGUCGUUUUAUGGAGCGUCAGAUGGAUGAGAUGAACUGUGUGGGGAUUCACUGCUUUGCCGAGGCCCAUUCUUGUAGCAGGCUGGAGAGCAGCAGCAUGGACUACAUCCUUCAGCACUUCAGCAGUGUUUAUCAGCAGGAGGAGUUCCUGUCUCUGUGUGUGGACAAACUGACCGAAAUCCUUGCCAGUGACUUUCUUAAUGUGCCUAAAGAGGAGAUGGUGUUUGAGGCGGCCAUGUUGUGGCUGAAUAAAUGUUCCUCUCGCAAACAGAGCUUUGAAAAGGUCCUUGAGCAUAUCCGGCUGCCUCUUAUCAGCCCCUACUACCUCCAUGAUGUGAUCGAGUCUCUGGAUGUGGUGAAGGAGAACCAGGGCUGCCAGAGGCUCAUCUCUGAGGCCAAGGACUACCUGCUGCUAAAGGACCGCCGUGGAGAGCUCUACUGCCCCAGAGCGAGGCCACGCAGGUCCACAGGAACAGCUGAAGUGAUAGUGACAGUUGGCGGAGAGGACAACACGGGGUUGCUGCGCAGCGUUGAGAGCUUCAAUCCCAUGACGAAUCAGUGGAAGAACCUGGCCUGCCUGCCCUUUGCUGUGCGCAAACACGGGCUGGUUGUGUCGGACUCCACUCUGUAUUUGGCAGGAGGAGAGUUAUCUGACGGCUCACAGAGCAGUGAGAUGUGGCGCUAUGACUCCUGCUGUGACUCCUGGAUCAAGAUGGCUCCCAUGAAUAUGGCUCGUUCUUCGUUAGGCCUGGCAAUGCUGGACGGCUUUGUGUAUGCAGUGGGAGGGUGGAGUCAACUGUUAAACACAUGCGUGAACUUUGUGGAGUGCUUCGACCCUCAAACCAACUCCUGGCAGGUCAUCGAAUCUGUCAAGUUGGCUGUCGCAAGUCCUGCUGUGGUGGCCCUGGACGGACUGCUCUAUGUUACUGGGGGAGAAGUGGAGAAUGGCGUAGGCGCAGACCUCUCUCAAGUGUACAACCCUAAAUCCUCUGCAUGGACAGAGAUUGCCCCCAUGCAGAUCAUUCGCCAUUGUUCCUCAGCUUGUACACUCAAAGGAAAGCUUUACGUUAUAGGUGGAUGGAAUUUCUUGACGGGAAAUUCAGAUAUGGAGUCUUACAAUCCCAAGACUGACCAGUGGACCAUGUGCACCCCCAUGAAAAAACACUACUGGUUCAGUGCUGCUGUGGUGGAUGGAAAGAUCUAUGUCCGGGGAGGAGAACUCAGUGACGAGAUGGCACGACAGGACAUUAUUGAGCGGUACCGUGAUGAGACUGACACAUGGGAGAUCGUUGGGAAGAUGCCCACCAGACGGAUCUGGCACAGCUGUGUGUCUCUCCAGCUUAAGGAAAGACAUCCACAUUGGCAGCUGUUCCUGUACGACAAAUGACAACUGAGCGAGGAGGAAAUCUUUUUUUAGUGGUUAAUAUUUGCAUCCUUCAUUGGGAGGCCAUGCACUGCAAAAGCUCAGAGCAGCAAACUGAGAAGAGAUGCCUGGAUUUGGCACAACACUGUUACUGGUGGCCUGCUGUUUGUUUGUUUUUUUCUUUUUAAUCGGUGACUGCUUGUGGGAUGGGUCUCACUCACUUGGGUCCCUCCUUUUCCAUGUGGUGAUAAAGAAAACGUGGUACAUGAAUCUCAAGUGAUGGACUGACUGAACGGUGACUCAGCCUGCAGUCUAAACUCACUCUCUGCAUGAUGUGAACAUGUUUAGGGUACUGUUUUAAUGUCCAAGCACCUCAAAUCUGAGCCAACAUAGUGUAUUUUUGUAUUUUGUGGCUGUGAGAGAGAUCUUUUUAAAGAUGGUACACAUUUCGCUCUCUCAAAAGAUUUUCUAUGGGCCAAAUCAUUGUCUUUACUAACUGUAAUUUGUUGAGUAUUUUUUUUGUAAUGCAGUGUUUAGUGAAUUUAAAUAGAGUUGGAUUCUAAUAAAGAUUUUUUUACUUUUG